Varanus komodoensis (Komodo dragon) is the source of this 1111-nucleotide messenger RNA. It is a transcript of the gene RMP24, whose product is annotated as chromosome unknown C18orf21 homolog. NCBI's taxonomy places the organism in Eukaryota, Metazoa, Chordata, Lepidosauria, Squamata, Varanidae. The transcript is spliced from 6 exons. The coding region runs from base 175 to 792 and encodes 205 amino acids. The record is from RefSeq and is a predicted model, not a curated record.
CCCCGGGCGUACUCGGGCGCUGUGUUCUUCUGCCUUGCUCCAUUCGCAGUGUACACUCAACCCUUGGGAUUUGGCAGCAACCGCGGGAAGGGCAGUAGGCUGCUGAACGGGCUGUGCUGCCCCUCGUAGUCCAGUCACUGCUUGUCUACUUAAGUAAACUACACUGAGUUUAAGAUGCGAAGAUGGCAGUAUUUGGAAGAAGCAGCAUGGAAACUAGCAAGCACCUGCCCAGCCCAAGCACGGUUUUUGCUAUGGACACUCAGCAACACAGAAGGUAAAAACCAAGAUAAUGUUGGCCAGUGGUGCUGUUACUGUUUCCAGUUUCUUCAUCCUGGUAACUACAGGGUACGUCUGAUACCCAAAAUGAAAAUGACUCCACAAAUAGAGAAAUUAAUUAAUCGGAAAAAGAAAAACUACAAGCUCAAUUUAAAACAAAUAAAACUUUUGAUGAAAUACAAGGAAUCAAAGAAUGUGCUGCUAAUUACCUGCCAUUUUUGCAGGAAAACAGCAAGACACAAUGGAAAAAGCAGAAAGGAUUUGGGUAUAAAUACACCAACUUUGAAAACAAUUUCAAACAAAGAUACACCUGUCUGCAACAGCCAUUCUGGAUCUAAAACACGGAAAUCAUCAGGUUCCAGAAUUUCCACAUCUGAACUAUCAACACCACAUUCUUCCUGCAGAACUCCAAGAAAUGCCAAAUCUCACUUUACUCAGUUGAAAAGACUGCUUCUACUUGAAGAAAAUAAAAAAUGUGAUAAGGGAGACCUGAAAAAGUUCUUACAGUUACUUUGAAAAACCUUUUAAUAAUUGAUAUACCAUAAUUGCAGCUGAAUAAAAGAAUGUGUCACUUGGUUUUCCUAUUAAAAUGGUAUGAGAUAAUGGAAAAGAACACAGGGUAAAGUAUGCAUAUAAUGUGUGGAAGACCAGUAUUUCAUUUCUUCCCUCUUUCUCCUGGCCCUUUUCUUACUGUAUUGGGGUGAAGAAACAGAUUUCCAUACAAUUGCUCACAUCUGAAUUACUUGGCUCAUAAGAGGUGCUGCUACUUUUUAAGGAGAUGGCUUGUACUUAAAGUUUUAACCUAGAAAAUAAACACAAAUUGCUUUGAACUUUA